AUGAGCGAGGAACCACCCUCAUUCAGCUGCCCCUUCUACAAGUAUUCUCCACUGAGACACUGGCGAUGCUACCGCAAAUAUACAUUCAAACGAGUCUCUGAUGUUAAAUCUCAUAUUGAGCGGGUGCACCUGGUGGGCAAACACUACUGCGCCAUUUGCUUCCAAGAAUUCGACAACGCACAGCAAUUGCAGGACCAUAGCUGCACUGCCAACUUUUGCUGCUUGCCCCUGGAAGGCCCAGAGCGUCUUUUCCAAGAGACGUUUGAUGAGCUUGGGCGAGCUUUGGCACAUACGCGCGGCUUAAGCGACGCCGAUAAGUGGUACAUGAUGUACAGACAGAUCUUCCCCAACGCCUCUGUCCCCAUGUCCCCCUUGACUUUCGACGAGCCGUUGAGGAUUAUGCGUGAAAAUGCAUUGUUCCACGAGUCGCUGUACGGUGGCUUAAUUACGGAACUACGGCGACAUGGCAUUCCGCUUGAGGGCAUUCAUCUACCUUCUCUACAAGCUGGCCUGAUCAAUAAGGUGCUGCCCAUGUUAGCAGAUGCGAUGGUUACCCCUGAACCAUACCAGCGACCAGUCCCUCUCUCCCGCACGUCUUGGUAUCAUGGGAAUCUCGGAGCCAUGUAA
Messenger RNA from Clonostachys solani, 627 nucleotides. The record is from the annotation of a GenBank genome assembly. NCBI's taxonomy places the organism in Eukaryota, Fungi, Ascomycota, Sordariomycetes, Hypocreales, Bionectriaceae.